This is a messenger RNA of Scleropages formosus (Asian bonytongue), 6581 nucleotides long. It is a transcript of the gene rsf1a, whose product is annotated as remodeling and spacing factor 1a. Bases 23 to 4231 code for a protein of 1402 amino acids. Gene Ontology annotation, biological process: negative regulation of DNA-templated transcription. Gene Ontology annotation, molecular function: histone binding. NCBI's taxonomy places the organism in Eukaryota, Metazoa, Chordata, Actinopteri, Osteoglossiformes, Osteoglossidae. The record is from RefSeq and is a predicted model, not a curated record. Gene Ontology annotation, cellular component: RSF complex. The transcript has 16 exons.
UCCUGCCCCCCGGUCGGUAAAAAUGGCUGCUCCGGCGGCGGCGGUUUCGGCUUCGCUCCCCGAUUCGUGUCCGAACUUCGCAGUGGUGUGUUCCUUCCUGGAGCGCUACGGGCCUGCGCUGGACCUGCCGGAGCUGACGUUCCCGCAGAUAGAGCGCUACCUGCGGGACACCACGACAGCCUCUCAACCACUGGUGGAGCUUCACGUGAAGCUCAUGAGAAAAAUCGGAAAGUCUGUGUCUGCAGACAGAUGGGAGAAGUACUUGAUCAAGAUGUGUCAGGAGCUGAACGCCACUUGGGCCUGGGAGCUGGAGAAGAAGGGCUACGUGGAGCUCAGCGUGGAGAGCAAGGCCGGAAUCCUGAAAUACUUGUGCGAGUGCCAGUUUGAUGACAACUUCAAGUUCAAGACAGCAGUCAAUGAGGAGGACCCCGACAAGAUGCGCAUGCAGCCUAUCGGCCGGGACAAGGACGGCCUCGUGUACUGGUUUCAGCUGGACCAGGAUCACAAUGUGAGGGUCUACAUAGAGGAGCAGGAUGACCUGGAUGGAUCGUCCUGGAAGUGCAUUGUCAGGACAAGAGAUGACUUGGCAGAGAUUUUGGAGCUGCUAAAGGCUCAGAUUGACCCGGCGCUGCUGAACAAGAAGGAAACACCAGGGGGCUCCACCAGCGCCAGCCCCAGUCCAGAAGAUGAGGACUCUAAGAAAGAGGGGGCACAAGGCCAGUCGGGUGAUGUGAGAAAGGCCAAAAAUUCUGAAGAUGUUUCUGAAGAUGAAGGUGGUUCUUCUGCAAAGGACAGCUCACUGUGUGCCUCCUCAAAGACAUCUGGUGAAGAAGAGCCAUCCUCAGAGAAAGAAGGAAAGAGGGGUUUGAUGCAAGAGGUGAAAUGGAUCUCAGUACAGAAGACAGAGGAGAAAGGAGUUGACCUGCAGAAGACUAAGGAUCAGCCUCUUGUUGACAACAGGGUCAGAACCAUCACUGCUAUUGUAAAAGAGGAAUCAAAAGACCCAGAAAUUGUCACAACCCUCACCCAGAGUCGAACAUCAGUGAUCGAGAGAGUGGAGGGUCCUGCCAAGUUGGAAACCAAAGAGGCAGCGAGGGAGAAGACACCUGAAGAGGUUGAGAGAGCCAUGAAGAAUGACCAGCAGGCCAAAAUCCCCCUGAAAAAGCGGGAGCUCAAGCUGAGGGAGGACUUUGACAGUGGAGGGGGUAUUAUCAUACGUAACCCGUCCAUCACUCCCACAAAGGAGCUGGUGAAAGAGGAGGUGGGGAGAUGUGAGGAUGCGAUGAAGGCACCACCCAAACCCAUAGGGACCAUAGAGAAGGGUGUCAGAGGCAUCCUGCUCAAUGGAAAAAUGAUGCCCACCAAGGAAGUGGUGGACACAGGAGGAAUUAAAGAGCAGUUCAUGAGUGGAAAGUCCACAAGAGUGGAUACAGCAGAAGGGGACACCUCAGCCAGGAGUGAAAAUGGAGAGGUAGGGGACACGGCGAAGGCUAGAUCGAGUGCAGUGAAGGAAAAAUGUCUUGGACAAGAAAAAAACAAACUACCUGAACCUGGGAGUAAAGUCUCAACUGCUGAAGGGAAGGAAAACGCAUCUGCUGGUACAGUUACUGCUGCUGUGGACAGAACAAUGUCAAGAAUCACUUCUGCAGAGGUCCAGAAAUGCCCUGAACCUCAGGAUGCUGCUCAGCCAGGACUCAAGGAGGAGCAGGAGAAAUUACCCAAACAAGUGUUCAAAGAAAAGACUGUGAAACAAGACCCAGAAGACAAACGUGCAGCUUUCGGAGAAUCGGAAGAGGACAGAUAUAACGCACAGGAAGGAUCAACCACAGAAUCCUGUCCCACUGAGACAGAGACUCCGGAAAGAAAGGUCAAGAUGGCAGAUUCGACGUAUGAGAAGCCUCUCGAUCAGAAAGUUUCCACUGAAGCACAGAGAGAAGGUAAAGUAAGGAAAUGUGCCUCAGCUGUGAAGGAGCUCACUGAGCGUCAGAAUGGUGGACCAAAAGUGGAGGACAAGUUGGAAAGGAAAGAGAACAUCCCACAGGAAGAGCGAGAGGGUCAAGAGGAUGAGAAAGAAAAAAGCACAGCAGUAGGAGAGGCUACAUCAGGCAAAGGGGCACCUGAACAAAACAUCCAGGGGUCAGCUGAACAUCAGGAACCUGAUCCGGUGGCAAAGGAGAUCAAGGAAGACGACGUGUCGUCAGAAAUCCAGAAGGAGGGCAUCCGCUUGAAGAUCAAGAUUCCGGCCAACCGGAGGAAGGUCUCCAUCCAGCUGGAGGAGAAGAGGCUGGGCUCCGAGAGCGACACUACAGAUGGGAGGUCACUCAGGAGGUCCCCGAGGAUAUGUCGGCCCACUGCCAAGCUGGCGGAGAUCCAGGACAUGAAGCAGGAGAAGAAGCAGGCGUCCUCGGUGGUCCGUGAGGAGGGGGAGGACGGUGACGAGGAAAGGAAAUCGGCGCAGAGGAAGUUAAGAGAGAACUCGAGGAAAACUGGGCUGGAGAGUCGCACCAAGUUGACCAAGGGUCAGCGGCAGAGCGGCCGGAGCAGGUGGUCAGGCGCCCGCGCAAAGCAGUGCAGGACGAAGGGGUCCAGCGAGGAGGAUGAGGAGCAGAGCGAGGAGGACGACAGCGACGAGGACUACGUGAUGGAGAAGGACAGGCUCGGCAACGAUUUCGCGUCCGGCUCGGACGAGAGCCCGAACGACGACCCCUGCAAACACUGCGGGCUCCCCAACCACCCCGAGCUGAUCCUGCUUUGCGACUCCUGCGACAGCGGCUAUCACACCGCCUGCCUGCGGCCUCCUCUCAUGAUCAUCCCCGACGGCGAGUGGUUCUGCCCCCCUUGCCAGCACAAGUUCCUGUGCGAGAAGCUGGAGGAGCAGCUGCAGAACCUCGAUGUGGCUCUGAAGAAGCGGGAACGUGCUGAACGCAGGCGUGAGCGCCUGGUGUACGUGGGCAUCAGCGUGGAGAACAUCAUCCCCCCUCCCGAGGCUGAAGCGGAAGAGGAAAAGCAGGUGAAGAAGAAGGACGCGAAAAAAAGCCGAAACCAGGGGAGAAGGUCGACCAGAGCGAAGAAAUGCAUCAGCUACAGGUUCGACGACUUUGACGAAGCUAUUGAUGAGGCAAUCGAGGAAGACAUCAAGGAAGCUGAGGGCGGAGGUGCUGGCCGGGGGAAGGACAUGGCCAACAUCACGGGUCACCGGGGCAAAGACAUGUCCACCAUCAUGCAUGAGGAGGGUAAGGAGAACAGACGGCCUGCCAGGAAGGUGGCGGCACAGCACCGGCGUAAACGGCGGCGUCUCAACGACCUGGACAGCGACAGCAGCGGCGACGACGACGAGAGCGAGGAGGAGUUUCGCCUGAGCACCAGUUCUGAGGAAGAGGAGUUUGUCGGCGAAAGUGAUGAGGAGGCCCAGUACCGCAGCGACAGCGAUUUCAGCAGCACUGGGCGCCGUCCAAAGGUGUGGGCGUCGAGCAGUGAGGAGGAAGAAGAGGUUGAUGAUGAGAUGGUGACGGAGGGCUCCAGCGAGUUGAGCGAUGGUGACCUGGACCUGCGGAGACGUCGCUCCCGCCGCAGCCGGAAGUCUCAGGUGAACUAUCGCGAGACGUCCGACAGCGAGGCCUCACAGGUGUCCAGGAACCGGGACCGGCCCAAGGUCCACCGGCGCUGGCUCUCCAGCUCGGAAAGUGAAGGGGCUCUGCGCUCCAGACACUCAGACGAUGACGACAACGACGAAGAAGAGGAGGAUGAGCAAGGGGGCAGGAGUAGGACGAAGACGAAGGGGGAGAGCAAACGUAGUUGGUCGGAUAAAGAGUUAUGGAGGCGACGCAGGCGGCUUGCGCAGAAGCGACGACGAGCCUCGGAGGAUGACGAGGACGAAUCAGAGGAGUCGGAGGAGGAAGAGCGCCCCGUCCGCAAGAGGCUCAACCGCAUUGAGACGGACGAGGAGGAUGAGGACGAAGAAAAGGAGCCACAGGAGAACAAGAAGAACACGGGGGAGGAGGGCGACAGCAGUGCAAAGAGACCCCGGAGGACAGCCACCGGGGGGGGCGCGCUGGGCCACCGACCGGGCGCAGCGCCCCCCACUAACGGACAGGCUGCCGCCAGGCCCAAGAACUCCGGGGCGCCGAAUGGCGUCGGGCGCCAGGAGGUGCCGUCCCAUGAGGAAGAUGAAGAUGACCUGCUCGGUGUCACUGACCUCGUGGACUACGUUUGUAACAGCGAACAGCUCUAGAUGUCGUUCUUUCCUCCUUCCUGCCUUUUGAUGACCAACAUGCAGCCCAGUCGCACCCCGUCUGCUCCCAGUGCAUGCUGGACCUGGCGCUGGCUCCCUGGGGCGUCGUGACUGAAGGAGGCCAGCUGGAGCGCGCGCACACACGCACACACACACACACGCACACACACACACGCACACACACUCUGAGCUGGAGGGAGACCCCAAGCCGCACUCGUGAGCAGGCAGGAGCGCCGUGGCUCUGCUCAUCGCUGGAGCUUCUGUUGUACCUGAAGUCACCUGGUUGUGUUCCAUUUCCCCAAACUUUCACAUUCAUGUGUUUUGUAUAAAAAAGGCCGGCUGGAGAAAAGGAGGCAGGCGGGGCUACAAGUGCAUUCCUACACAUGCGUGCUGCUCCAGGGACACAGGAGUGUGUGCUUUCAACACACCGCCCGAGUGUGUUGAGGCUGCAGGGAAGGACUGAUCCGUAAAAGACCACUUGGGUUUGAUUUCCCUCUUCCCCACGGUGUCCCCCCCGCGUCCCCGUGCGUCCCCUCCUCUGCCGUACGCCACUCGGAAGGUGGUGAGGGACACAUCGCGGUCCUGCCGACUCGUCAUGAUUCCUGCCCCACUGCACCACUUUCGUGUGACGUUUAGGGUUUUCUCCUCACUGGUUCUGCACUGACAUUUUUUUUGGAUCCUUCAUGUUGUUGCCUUACCUUAGUAACAUUUGUAUUAAAUUAAUGUUAAAUUAUUAGAUGUCUUUCCCUCUCUGCCCUCUGAUUUGUUGAACAUAUAUUUAUUGUUUCAUUUUCUGGCUCCUUUGCUCACCUGUUCAUUUCCCUCGACAUCCAGUUCGCAUGGGACGUGUCCAACUGUUGGCUCUGCUGGAUUCACACGCAGUUCCGCUAAAACUCCGAACGUAGUCUUUUGAACGUUAGGCGCCGCUUCCCCAGUUGGACAAACAUUGAGCCAUUUAUGUGGACCAUUUCAAUCAGGCUUCCAAGUGUGAUGGAAAAACGGGGCCCGGAGAGUUGAGGCGGGUCGUGUCGACGCUCUGCUGCGCAGGCAGGGCCCCGAAGGCCGAGCACAGGGCCGAGCACAGGGCCUUUCCCGCAUUGUUCUCACGCUGCCUGUGUGGUGUGUGUCCCCACAGAGACAGCAUGAGCCCCUCCACAGCGCUCCUGCAGGGAAUCGGGCGAAAAGCCCGUUUGUCCGUACGAACGUCGGCUUGGACGUCUGGACGUCUGCAGGUGUCCGGGAAGUCCGGUCCUGUUCUGAGUCGAACCCUCGACUUGACUAAGGUUCUCUGCUGCACAAAGCUCAAGCGGUCCAGGUCCGCGGUCUUAACGUGAGUUGCUCCAGCAAUUUAAAGGAAAAAAAAAAAGCAAACAGCAUUAUCUCUACUUGGUGUGUACAUUUGUAGUUUAUGAUGUAACAUAUUUAGAUGCUUUUAAAUAAUGAGAAUAUAUAUAUAUUAGCAAUUCUUUGUGAUUGCAGCUGUUAAUACUGGUUUUGUAGUUCGCCGUGACAUUUGCACAACUUUUGUAAUGUUACCCCAAGUACUGGCGUGGUACACAUGGUCAUUGUGUGGAACAGUAGGUGUCUCCUGGCCCGAAUCCCAGCACGCUUGAAGCCCUGCAGCUGCUGCUUUACCGCAUUUACCGCAUUCACCGCAGUCGCUCCUCACUCGGCCCCUCUCCGCGCAUCCGGCGCAACCGAUUCACCCAAUGCUUCCGGCGACAUUCCGCCUCACCGUUUGACCGCAAAUGUUGAUGUUGACAAGCAAAAGUUUUGUUUUUGCCCGGCGCCUGUUUCUUGUGCGAAGUGGGUUCGCUGCAGGCGUAGCGUGUGAUCCAUCGCGUUCAAAUAGCGACACGUGACGUUACCAGCGAGCACUGUGCACCGUGCCGUGAGCGACGGCAAGUCUCCGGUCAGAAAACGGGGGCCACUGAAUUCCGGUCUCCGUUCAGGAUCACUUGCUUCUCCCAAACUACUGAAUGAAGGACAUGGUGCAUGAGAGAGGUAAAAGAGUGUGCAACUUCUGCUAUGUCACCUGUGCUCAGUCUCUUGUCUGCAGGGUUUUUUCCAGCACGUAUAAAAACACAUUGCUUCGCACAACUCUAACGUGUUGCUUCUUUUCAGACGAGCAGUGCCAAUACUUCUGUGUGUGUCGUGUUGUUUCAUUGCGUCUUGUCAGAAUCUCGUGAAAAAGAUAGGCCUGCAGAUGUGGACGGUAGAUCCAGACCUCGGUGUGUAUCCCUCUGUUCUCCUCCGAGUAUUUUGUUAAACCUGCUGUAACUUUUGGUAUCUACGAACGACUUGUACAUUUUGUCAUAAUAAAAAGCUUUAAAAUAUUGUCUGGAAAAAA